Prorocentrum cordatum is the source of this 508-nucleotide messenger RNA. The record is from the annotation of a GenBank genome assembly. NCBI's taxonomy places the organism in Eukaryota, Dinophyceae, Prorocentrales, Prorocentraceae.
GAGCCAUGGGGGCGCAGCAGAGUCUCGGCCUCUGCUCGGUGGAGCAGCCCUGCGGGGUGGCGAUCGACAACCCCAACAGGCCGAGGAGAAAAUGGACAUGAGCGACAUGCAGUCGCUGCAGGCAGAUCGGAUCAACGCGUGGACAAAGGACCUGGGCCCAGGCUCGGUGCAGUGCGGCCAGGUCAAGGCGGCCCUGACCUGCGACACGCCCACGGCCGCGCCGGAGGGCUACCUGGCGGACACGCAGGACCACGGCGCGAUCCUGCUGGACGCCAGGGUCGGACCCAUCUGGCUCGACGACGAGGGGGAGGACCAGGUGUUCGCCCCGCAGCCGGGCGAGCUCAGCGCCCCGCGCGGCGCCUCCGCCGCCCAGAAGGGCGCGGCCGCCGGGGGCCCGCUCCAGCGCAACGGCCUCCUGAGCGAGGACCGGGUAGCUCUGGCGCUCGGCCAGGACACCCGCACGCUGAACAAGGCGCAGCAGCCGAGCUCGCGCCCGCGGCGGGCGUGA